This is a messenger RNA of Raphanus sativus (radish), 1247 nucleotides long. RefSeq lists its product as uncharacterized. Lineage: Eukaryota; Viridiplantae; Streptophyta; Magnoliopsida; Brassicales; Brassicaceae. The annotation marks the transcript as partial. The record is from RefSeq and is a predicted model, not a curated record. The transcript is spliced from 2 exons.
AAAACAGAGUUCAAAACGGGAGCACUCUGUUGUGUUGUGGCCUCAAGGCCACUGGUAACAACCAAAUCACCACCCCGCAGCAGCGGAAGGGAUGUUCCCCCAUCGCGUCAAGAUGAUGCACUGCAAUGGCGGACAAAUCUCAGCUUCUCACCUGCUGUAUAUACUAGAGAAGGUUUGGAUCAAGAUACGAGUGACGAUGAUGACAGUCACAGGUUUGGACUCUACUCGAGCACAAGUAGACGAAGUGAAACUCUGGAAUCCUGUUUUCAGCAAUCGCCAAGAUGGGCUUCAAACUCGUCUGCUUCUGGUGGGAUUGAAGAGAAUGCCAUACCAAUAACAAAUAGCUCAAAGCCUCCAUGCUUGAAUGAGGAGAAGAGUUUUGAUAGAGAAAGUACAGCUAUCUCCCCGAGUUUUAGCUCUUUGCAGCCUCUUUCAGCACCAACUGCCUCACGGGUGACUCCAAGCAAACAACCUUUAAGUCUCACUCACUGCUCUUAUCCUCUAGUCUUCAGCAACCCGGUUUCAAAUUGUGAGAAUCCUCAACUUGAUCAUUCGCAACAAGACUCAUGCACAGAUCCUGUUUCCAGUUUCAUGACGUCCACAAGAAACCACCAAGGCUCACCAGUAGAGGAGGCAUCACCAAACCCGAGUAAUAGUGACAUGCUGCUAGAUGUGGAAAGAUCCAACGAAACACAAGUAGAAAACCACCAGACAUCUGAACCAGGUUCAACGACACAACAUAGAUGCGGAGUCUGCAAAAAGCUCCUAUCUCAGAGAUCUCCAUGGUGCUCUCACAAGAUACUGAGAAGCGAAGACAUGCCAGCUGCCGGUGUUUUCCCCUGCCACCACGUCUACCAUGUCGAAUGUUUAGACAAAGUGACCCCAACUUCUCAAACCCGAGACCCGUCUUGUCCUGCCUGCUCCGAUACCAUCGAGCAACCACUGAUAGUCCCUGAGACGCUGCAACAAGCGCUAAGAUCUCUAAGAAGAAGCCACACAGCUCUGGGUUCAGAGCUGCUUAGUAAUGACAAUCAAACAAGACAGAUUAGAAGAAGAAGAAGACAUAAAUGGGAGAAACUCAGCUGCUGUUUGAAUAUAAGCUUCCUAUCUUCUUCCUAAAACCCAACAUGACCUGAUUCUAUUUAAGUUCUUCUAUAUAACACUUUACUUGGAUCUAGCUCAUAAAUGUAACCAUAUGUUUAGUGAUUUACCAUGCCAUUGUAACAACAAAAAGGAUGAUUUUUUUA